AUGGAGUCUGGAAACAAACCUUUGAAGAGGUUUGGUGCUCACUCGAUUCCAGAAACAAACAAGAAAUCUGGACUCGGUUUGAACGUGGGAAUUCACCGGGCUUUAUUAUCAGAAAAUGUGAAUCUCAUCAAACAUGGGGAGAAUCCAUAUUUGUCCCAUCAGGGGCAGGCUAAGAGUGCUGGAGACUCGAAAGUAAUGAAGCGUUAUCGCAGGGGUUUAAAAUUUCAUGAGCCAGGUGCUUUGUCGAAAGAAUUGGACGAGAAAAGAGCCUUUGCAGUGCAACAGAAGGAGCUUAAGAAAAAGCAUGAAGAGAUUGAAAGAGAUAAAAUACGAGCGGGAGAAUUGCCAGAUAUAUCAAUUGGAGAGCAAAAUUAUCUAGUGGGAAACGUACCGCAAGUUGAAUGGUGGGACGCAGCAUAUUUGGAAGAUUUGAGUACAUGGAGCAUCAGGGAAAGAUACACUGGAGACAACCUGAACAUUUCAGAAGAUGACGACGACGAUGACGACGACGACGAUGAUGACGAAAAUGAUAACGCAGAAUUAAAAUCACCCUCUAUUGGCUACGUUCAGCAUCCUGUGCCUAUACAACCACCCAAUUCGGUACAAGAAUCAAUAGUGCCUCGAAUUAGGCUGACAAAACGCGAGCAGAAGAAAGUACGUCGGAACCGUCGAAAGCUCUUGCGGGAAGAGCACGAGGAGAAGGUACGUCUGGGGCUUGAGUCCAAGCCGGAACCAAAGGUCAAACUCGCCAACAUGAUGAGCGUUUAUCAAAAUAGUGAAAAUAUCACGGAUCCGACCAGCUGGGAACAAACUGUGAGGUCUCAGGUCGACGAACGAAAUCGCAUUCACGUUGAAACGAACAUUAGGCGUCAUCUUGAGGCCGUAGAGUACAAACGAGAAGCUGGCUCUGGCAGCAGCGCUCCAUCUACGACCACGGAUUUGCAUUGCAAAGUUUUCCGAUUUUCGAGCUUGCGGAACCCAAAAAUUAGAUUCAAGCUGGCGGCUAAUAGCCGGCAGCUCAAGAUGCGUGGAGUAUGUUUGCGAGUAGGCAAUGAUGGCCCAGGUAUUCUGAUUGUCAUUGGCUCUGAAAAAAAUUGUCGAUUUUACUCUAAGUUGGUACUGCAGCGGCUACAUUGGGCAGAAGAUUUUAUAGAUCCCGACAACGGUCAGCUAAUUGAUUGCCGCAACGAGAGCGUUGUCCUCGCAUGGGACGGUGAACUCAAGGAAACAAAUUUUCGUGGAUGGUUCAUGAAGGAAUGUGGUUCGAAGGGUGAGGUGAAACAUGUUCUCUCGCAAUUAGGCUCCGAAUACUUUUAUGGGCUCUUAGAAGUGUAG
This is a messenger RNA of Lachancea lanzarotensis, 1335 nucleotides long. RefSeq names its product LALA0S09e01266g1_1 (gene PRP3). The record is from RefSeq and is a predicted model, not a curated record. The coding region runs from base 1 to 1335 and encodes 444 amino acids. Lineage: Eukaryota; Fungi; Ascomycota; Saccharomycetes; Saccharomycetales; Saccharomycetaceae. The transcript has a single exon. Gene Ontology annotation, biological process: mRNA splicing, via spliceosome. Gene Ontology annotation, cellular component: U4/U6 x U5 tri-snRNP complex.